UUCUCACUGCACACCACCACCAUGCAGUCCAUAACCGCCGCCUUCAGGGCGAGGCCACUUGCGCGCGCGUUCACGUCCCGACCCGUCAAUGGCUUUCUCGGCGCUAUCGGCAACACCCCCUUGAUUCGGCUAGAGAAACUCUCGGAGCAAACAGGCUGCAACAUUGUCGCGAAGAGCGAACUCCAAAACCCGGGCGGCAGCGUGAAGGACCGCGCCGCACUCGGUGUCGUAACGGAUGCGGAGGAGCGAGGUCUCCUGAAGCCAGGAGGCACGGUCGUCGAGGGCACCGCAGGCAACACCGGCAUCGGUCUGGCCCACGUCUGCAGAGCGCGGGGCUACCGCUGCGUGAUUUUCAUGCCGAACACCCAGAGCCAGGAAAAGAUCGACCUGCUGCGCAUGCUGGGCGCGGAGGUAUACCCCGUGCCCGCGGUCGCGUACGAGAACCCGGCGAACUACAACCACCAGGCGCGCGACUUCGCGAAGGGCCUCCCGAACGCGAUCUGGACGGACCAGUUCGAUAACACGGCGAACGCGGAGGCGCACUACCGCACGACGGGCCCGGAGAUCUGGGAGCAGACCGGGGGCAAGGUGGAUGCGUUUAUCUGUGCGACGGGCACGGGAGGGACGCUUGCGGGUAUCGGCCGCGCACUGAAGGAGAAGAGCGACGGGAAGACACAGAUUUGGUUGGCGGACCCGCCGGGCAGUGUGCUCCAGAGCUACAUUAGCAGCGGGGGCAAGUUGACGGAGCGGAGUGGCGGCUCUAUCACGGAGGGUAUCGGCCAGGGACGCAUCACGAACAACCUGGGCACCUUUGUGAAGAACGUCGACGGCGCGUUCACCAUUCCCGACGAGAAGUCGAUCGCGAUGCUGUACGAGCUCCUUGACACCGAGGGUCUCUACCUCGGCGCGAGCUCCGCGCUCAACGUCGUCGCUGCCGUAGAACUCGCGAAGAAGCUUGGCCCGGGCAAGACGAUUGCGACCAUCCUUUGCGAUGGUGCGUACCGCUACCAGAGCCGACUCUUCUCAAAGAAGUGGCUGCAGGCGAAGGGCCUCGAGUCGGCGAUCCCAGAACACUUGAGGAAGUAUGCUGUACUAGAUUAAACAUGUCUCUCUACGGCAUUCGCGGAGCCAGGAGCAUGCGCAACCGCAAUAUAGCGGUUACC
Trametes versicolor FP-101664 SS1 is the source of this 1163-nucleotide messenger RNA. RefSeq names its product cysteine synthase. NCBI's taxonomy places the organism in Eukaryota, Fungi, Basidiomycota, Agaricomycetes, Polyporales, Polyporaceae. Gene Ontology annotation, cellular component: cytoplasm. Gene Ontology annotation, molecular function: cysteine synthase activity. The transcript has 6 exons. The record is from RefSeq and is a predicted model, not a curated record. The coding region runs from base 22 to 1101 and encodes 359 amino acids.